GCACAAGGCAACGAACACAAAAUAAAAACACCAAAAAAAUGGUUCACAAAGAUACGAGGAUUGGUAAAACAGAGAAAGGAAGAGGAAGGCUCGUUUUAUUUGCAAUUCAAACACUUUGUGCCUUUUUUCUCUUUAGUUUGCUUUACACAGAAUUGAGCUUUAAGGGUACUACCACUUCUCAACAGAUAAAACUGGAUAUUAUGAUUACAGGAAGGCAAAUUAUAUCAGAUUGGAAACCUGAUGAUAUCAGUAACGCAGUUAAGAAGGAGACGAGUCCUGAAGUUAAGAAGAAUAUGAGUGCUGCUGUUAAGAAGAAUGAUCGUAACCAAUCUCUUCAAUUUCUUUUAACAAGACUAGUCGGAGGUGAAGAUCGAAUAAAGCUUGAUUCAACAGGCUUCGCCUGUGAUAAAAGUUUAUCAUCAGUAAUCUGUGUAGCCAACAAAGCUGUGAAAAUCGACAUGAGCAAAAACCAAGUCCACCUUCAGCCGCCGGACACACCAGCCGCCGGAAACACCACCACCGUCGUCCGGCCUUAUGCAAUGCAAGAAAGUCCAUACGUAAUGAACUACAUUACUCCGGUAACAAUCACAACCACAACCACCGACCCAGCACCACUGACUUGCGAUCAUAACCACCAACACCCCGCCGUGAUCUUCUCAACCGGCGGAUACACCGGAAACCUAUUCCACGAAUUCAACGAAAACAUUAUUCCUCUGUACAUAACCACUCGCCUUUUCAGAUCUAAAGUACACUUCGUCGUCGUCGAUCACAAACCUUCAUUCCUUCAAAAAUACAGACGAGUGUUUCCACGUCUCUCCGAUCACGAAAUCAUAAAUCCAGCAACGGAUUCAAGCGUCCAUUGCUUUCCCGGAGCUGUAAUCGGUUUAAAAUUCCACAAAUUUAUAGGCAUAAACACAUCAGAAAACCCAACUGAUUACUACUCAAUGCCAGAUUUCCGACAAUUCAUCAGACAAACAUAUAAAUUGAAAACAAAAACCGUUUUCGAAACACAGAAUCCACCUGUAUUGCUUUUAAUUUCUCGCCAGAAAACAAGAAAGUUCCUAAAUCAAGCGGAGAUGGUGCAAAUGAUGGAAGAACUAGGGUUUCGAGUGAUCAUCGCUAGCAACGAUAAGGAGAUGUCGAACGUUGAGAAAUUUUCGCGUGUGAUAAACUCUUGUAGUGUUAUGGUGGGGGCUCAUGGAGCAGGGUUAGCUAACGAAAUCUUUCUUCCUGAUGGAGGUGUUAUGAUACAGGUGAGACCACUGGGGUUUCAGUAUGGGACUGAUGCUUUUUAUAGCGAACCCGGUCCAGGGAUGGGUUUGAGGUAUUUGGAGUAUUUGAUUGAACCGGUGGAGAGCUCGUUGGCGGAGGUGUAUGGUCUUGAUCAUCCGGUGGUGGCGGAUACGGCGUCUGUGGCGGCGAAAGGAGGAUACGCCGCCGCAAGGGAAAUAUAUUUGAAUAAGCAGGAUUUGAGAAUAAAUUUGAAUAGAUUUAGAGCAACUUUAGUUGAAGCUUUGGGGUUUAUAGGACGUCAUUCAGACGUUGCAAACGCUCGAUGAUUCUUAGAAUUUGUAGUUCUUUUAUUGUUUUUAUUUUUGGAAUAUUUUCAAUUUUAUCGUACAAAAAUAGAUCAGGUGCCAUCAAGUAAAAUA
Molecule: messenger RNA, 1652 nt
Organism: Lactuca sativa (garden lettuce)
Lineage: Eukaryota; Viridiplantae; Streptophyta; Magnoliopsida; Asterales; Asteraceae
Product: beta-1,2-xylosyltransferase XYXT1
Molecular function (GO): glycosyltransferase activity
Source: RefSeq, a predicted model, not a curated record